Histoplasma capsulatum G186AR is the source of this 871-nucleotide messenger RNA. RefSeq names its product 6,7-dimethyl-8-ribityllumazine synthase. Gene Ontology annotation, cellular component: intracellular anatomical structure; riboflavin synthase complex; mitochondrial intermembrane space. The transcript is spliced from 3 exons. Gene Ontology annotation, biological process: riboflavin biosynthetic process. Gene Ontology annotation, molecular function: 6,7-dimethyl-8-ribityllumazine synthase activity. The coding region runs from base 1 to 531 and encodes 176 amino acids. NCBI's taxonomy places the organism in Eukaryota, Fungi, Ascomycota, Eurotiomycetes, Onygenales, Ajellomycetaceae. The record is from RefSeq and is a predicted model, not a curated record.
AUGCAGAUACAAACGACAUCAAUUGAGCGCUCGGACCUCCGCAUCGCCAUCGUCCACGCCAGGUGGAAUGACAGGAUCGUCUACUCACUGGUCGACGGCGCGAAGAAGGCGUUGAUAGAGGCGGGGGUUGUGGCGGAAAAUAUCGUGACGCAGAGUGUGCCGGGCAGCUGGGAGUUGCCGGUUGCCGUUGAGAGCAUCUAUGCCGCCUCCCUGACCCCUACGCAGUCGUCACCCUUUCCAACCCCCUUCGACGCCAUAAUCGCCAUCGGCACCCUCAUAAAAGGCGAAACCAUGCACUUCGAGUACAUCGCCGACGCCGUCUCGCAAGGGCUCAUGCGCCUGCAGCUGGAGAAGAGCGUGCCGGUGAUUUUCGGGGUGCUGACGCUGCUGAACGAGGAGCAGGGGUUGGUGAGGGCUGGGUUGGCGGGUGGGAAGGGGAGUGCGGCGCAUAAUCAUGGGGAGAAUUGGGGGCUGGCGGCAGUUGAGCUUGGGGUGAAGAGGAGGGCCUGGCGGGAAGGGGUUUUUUUGUAAUUGAACAAAGAAGAAAGGAUAUAUUGGGGUGUUUGGGGUGUGAGGGUGUGGGGUUCACGGAGGGUGGAGGCUUAUCUGUUAUGUUGUUGUGUAAACAUAUUUAUUUAUAUGAAUUUUCAGUGGACUUUGUUUGGUUGUUGUCAUGCCGAGUCAGCAGUUCUGGUGAUAUUCCGGUUUAAUCUAGCAAAUCUUGAAAGCAGACAGAGGGUUGGAUGUUUGAUAGAGUUGGACGCAACCGUGAGGAAGAGCAAAACUGGAAUUAAAAAGGCUUUGGGUAGGUAGCAUUGAUACCGUAUGAAAGAAAAGACAAGGCCACUACUCCUCCAUCUUAUCCCCUUCG